Branchiostoma floridae (Florida lancelet) is the source of this 3334-nucleotide messenger RNA. RefSeq lists its product as uncharacterized. Gene Ontology annotation, molecular function: 3'-5' exonuclease activity; nucleic acid binding. The transcript has 13 exons. The coding region runs from base 74 to 2806 and encodes 910 amino acids. The record is from RefSeq and is a predicted model, not a curated record. Gene Ontology annotation, biological process: nucleobase-containing compound metabolic process. NCBI's taxonomy places the organism in Eukaryota, Metazoa, Chordata, Leptocardii, Amphioxiformes, Branchiostomatidae.
UAGCGUUGCAGAAAGCAUUAACACUCCCGGGAAUUAUUUUCGAACCACAUGUGGAACACUCCCGGAGCGGAGGAUGGCAGCUUACGCAGGGAAAAGUAUCCGAAUCACAACAAAUGACGGUAUUUACAGUGGAGUUGUGCACUCGUUGGAUGUCAGCUGCAGUAAGAUUACGUUAACGAAAGUUGAGUGCAGUGUCGGUGAAGACAAGAAGCAGCUAAAAGGCCUGCAUCACUUCUACGGGCCUGAAAUGGAGCAUUUGGAGAUUCUGGAGGAGCAACUGGAAGAGAAGAUGGACAAAAAUAACACAGAAGAUGGUGGCCCGCCCCUCGUGACCAAAAAGGAAAAUCCCAAGCACCUUCAGCAGCUGAGAGACCACAGCGGUGGGACAGACAGGGCCGGGGGAGGGGGGUACGUGUCAGAUGGGAUAGUGGACAUCAUGAAGUCUAACCUGAGGAGGAGGGACAACAGGAGGAGGCAGAACAGUGGGAGAGGGAAGAAAUCUGUCAGAUUUUGCCAUGACAUCGAUGACCCCUCUGGUACUGGCAGAAAUCACACAGUGGUGGACACACAUGGUGAUCUGUACAACCAGGCUGUUGACCACAUCAGACAGCAGUCUAUCAUUGGACUGGCCAUGCAAGGCAUCAACAUUGGCAGGAAGGGCAAGAUAUGCUGGGUCCAGGUGGCAACAAGGAACAACAUUUUCUUGUUUGAUGUUCUGACAUUGGGAGCUCUGUGUUUCGACGCAGGCUUGGGACAGGUCAUUCAGGAUGAAAACAUCUUAAAGGUGAUGCAUGACUGUAGGAACGUGUCUGAUGCCCUGUGGCACCAGUAUGGACUCCAUGUGGUCAACGUCUUUGACACCCAGGUCGCAGAUGUCAUGGUUUCCCGGAUGAACCACCAAGGAGGAGAGUUCCCGCGUUACGUGAGCGGGCUAACGGCCUGCCUGAUGGAACACCUAACCCUGAACCCGGAGGAGUUACAUUUCCACAGGGUGCGCCUGGACCACAAAGAUGAGGACCAGGCCAUCUGGGCAGAGCGCCCCCUACCAGAUCACCUGCUUGAUGCAGCAGCCAAGGACGUGAUGUACCUGCGGGACCUGCGUGUCGCGCUGAUGGACAAGCUCAUGUCGGAGUUCGUCAUGGGGGUGGACGUGUACCUGUCUGUUCGCAGGGACUCCAGCGACAAGGACGCCCUCAAAAUGGACACCAUGGGCCACCUGUUACCAGGGAGGUUCCAGGAAGUGGUAGAACAGGCAGCCAGGAAGAGGCGUCAGCACGUGGAGCCCCUGGACCAGAACGGCUUCCGUGAGAACUGUGGUGGCGUGGUGAGCGGAAACACCAACUGGAGCCGGGAUGUAGGGCACGGUGGGGAGAGGCUGGCCAAGGGUGUUGGGGACAACACAUCCAAGGAGCCAGUGCCUGCUGUGAAGCAAGGCAGCAUCCCACUUGUGUCAGAACACAAGGGUAAAGUCCAUGUUGCAGACCAACCAUCUACUGAUACUACACCAAAGUCCGUCACCAGUUCACGGGCUCACCCUGAGGAUGAUGGAACACACGGGUGGCAACAAGGCCAGACAACAUCACCCAGGAACACACUAACUCUGACCCCAGCUGGCCUGGAGACAGCUAGACAUUUAAACAAGCUCUCGAAGAAACUUCUCAUGACUGAGAGACAGGAUGCUAAGGUGGCUGAAGGUCCAGUUGGUACCUCUGAACACCUUACAGAGUCUUCUGAGGACAUGCCAGAGUUAUGGGCCAUUCCUCCAUCAAAAAGCAGCACCAAAAAAGAGAAGUGUUGGAUGCCACUCACAGUAGAGCUACCGACUGAUUCAGAGCGUUCCUCCCAGCUGAAUGAUGGAACAAAAAGUGAUGGUUCGCUGAAAAAUCCUUACGCAAGCUCCAAUGGUAAGGUGUACAAUAUGAAGGGAGAUGAAGUAGGGAGAAGCCAGGAACCACCACAGCAGCCUUUCUUCUGCAUGCCUAAGGUUGGAGGCUUAAGCACAGAGGCAGCCAAAACUGAUGCAGAAGGAGCCAGUAGCACAGCAUCACCACAGCAAGCAAUGAAGAAGUUUACCGACUUUUCCUUAUCAGAAAUCUCGCAACAGGAUCCCAGAGCACAUCCCCUGAAAGCCUCUGGAGGGAGGCUGGUGAAGAAUCCAAACUACCUCCAUGGCUGGGAUCGUGCAACUGUCAUCGAAAACAAGGGGAAGCCAUCAGGUCCGGACGUGGUGCAGUAUUCUUCUCACAGCAGUGACGAAGACCUACCACGUUCCUCCUCAUCUAAUUCCCAACCCUCUUCUAGCCACAGCAGUUCUGCUACAAGUUCCCCCACGAAGAACAGUGCCAAUGGUGAUGUUCACAAGAUGCGUGGUGUGCAAUCCAGCUCCCCUUCCUUUUCCAUAGGUAGAGGUGCAUUGCGUUUGAAUGCACUGAAAUCGUUAGCUAAUUCAUCCACCCAGGACAAUAAGUUUAUUAUGCCCAAAUCUGGAGGUGCUCAACAAAGAGACAAGAACAAUGGAUCUGUGAAGCCAACAAGUAAAGCUUGCCCUGAAGCAGCCCAGGCUGCAAACAUGGUCGGCAUUGGUCCACCUUCUACUACAAACCAGGAUGUCUGGAAGCCAGGCAUUGGUCGAGCCAGCGUGCUGACGUUGCGCUCAGACAUGUACUCUGAGUUGGCGUUGCCUGAGGAGCUACAGAAGGACCAACAGAACAGUCUGAGAUCGAACGUCAGCAAGUACCCGUUUCCCUCGGACUGUGAGGUCAGGAGCAUUCCCAAGCCACAGCGCGGCUUUCUCAGGAACUGGUGAAGAAGUCAUCAUGGAUUCACCAAUGUUAUAGAACUUCUCUAGAUGUUUAGUCUCUUCCAGACCUUUCUGUUAAGUGAAAAAGUGUUAUACUAUAGAAAUGGACUUCAUGAAGGGUGGUAUUUGGCCAAGUUGAUUGUUCUCCCAAUCCAAGGCAAGCUUAGUCCCCUAACCAAUUAUUCCUAUUUUGUAGCCAAUUUCCACAACCUUUUCAACUCAAUAGGAAGGUCUGGUACAGAAUAUAGAUAUUGUUCUUGUUAUGGUUUGUUUGAACUUUUCUUUAUCCAUACGUUUUUGUUAGUUCGUAUUGUACAUCCAUUAAGGCCACAGCAAGUAGAUUUUAUAACGUCUGCGCUUAUUGAUUUUCACUUGAAAAAAAAAAGCAAGAUUUUUUUUCUUCUUUGAGAUGGUCAAUAUGACGAGAAAGUACAAAAAUAUAAAAAUUAGUCAUGAUAUAGCCUAACGAUUGUACUUGUAGAAGUGACACACUAGUGAGGUAGCCAUGACUGUAGUUGUAGAAGGGAAACUAGU